Pocillopora meandrina is the source of this 6212-nucleotide messenger RNA. The record is from the annotation of a GenBank genome assembly. Lineage: Eukaryota; Metazoa; Cnidaria; Anthozoa; Scleractinia; Pocilloporidae.
AUGUUAGAGAACAGAUCUUUCUGGACAAAUGAAGAGGUAACAAAGAAAAGACUCAAAGUUGGAUGUCUUCUGGAAUAUCAAGUUGAAUCAAGCUGUCAAAGCCACCGAGGAAGAUCCAGCAAGCUGUUCAUUUUUUUCAGGAAAUUAUGUCUUUUGUAAACCACAGGUAAGCUUUCAACAGUGCAGUUGUCAGCUGAUUUUUGAGUAAUUAACUUAGAUUGUCCUAGUGUCUUGGCAAAUUUAGACCCCCCCUUCCCCCCUGAAAAACUUGCAGUUUUUUAAUUUCCUUUUUUUGUUUUUGUUUUUUUUUUUAACUUGACCCUAUCAAAUGUCAAUUCCUGUAAAUAAACUGAAUUUGUCACGUAUUCCACACACAGAGGGCAAAAUCCUGAUAAGCAAAAGCUAUGCUUAUGAGAAAGCAAUUUAUCUUUGGUUGGGGUCUAUUGGAGAUAAAACAGAGUUUCAUUUUGUAUACUGUUGAAGGUCACCUAACCCUCAAGAGAGAUGUGAGGAGUCAAUCUUGCCCAUUUAUGCAAUUAUGCAAUUUUCACACAUGUACAAACCAAGGGAGUAAGGUUUGAAAUAAAGGGUGUGGCUUGUCAUUUAGGAAAUACUUUGGCAAACUGGCCAUAUACUUGUAACACCCCAAAGGCAGGAGUCACAGGUGAAGUUUUUAUCAUGACUCAUAAGUGACCAGGCCCUAGAUCUCAGGUCCCAAACAUGGUCAGGACACAAACUAUGCAAAAGGAUUGCUUGUAAUUUUUAAAAUAAACAGAAUCAAACAAGUUUACUCUUGACAGAGAGACAAAAUGCGAUUGUUUUUCUUAAAUUUAUAAUGAGUAAUGAGAGACUAUUAAAGACAAGUUAAAGCAAAUUUUUUACCACCUUUACCACCUAUAGUACCUCAUAUUAUCAUUUAAAAUUGCUUGGAAUUCUUGAAAAUUCAACUGGUAAAAGGAUUGCUUUACCGGUUUGAAAAUUUAUUUUACCUGUCAUGCUUAAAAUAAGGGAGAACCCUGCAUGGCAACCAGGUGGACAAGCAGACAUGGUUGAUGCUACUCUGGUUCAAAGAUUUAAUGAAUGAAACUAAGACGUUACAAUUCAUAGACCCAACAUUUUGACUCUCCUGUCUAGUGCCUUUGUCAGGGGUCACCCCUUUUUCAGUCUUAAAAUUACCAUGUACUUUUACCCUCAAUGAACACCUUAAAUAUUGCAAAACCCAUGUAAGAGAUGUCCUGUGGACCUAUCAUGGACAUCUUAGGGAUCUUAUUGCUUCAGCUUAUGGUCACUUCUCUGAUUGCAGAGUUUGUGAUUGAAUAGUCACCUAUGCAAAUUGAUGACACUAAUGAAAAUUUCAAAUAUGUGGGGCCACAUCCAGAAUUUGUGCGGGUUAGACAACCUUUUCAUUCAUCACUCAGAAUACAUGUACCUGAAGAUCUGUUCUGCAAACUUUCUUAUGUAUUCUAUUGAGCAUAUUUUGUCUUGUUCCUUGCUCUAAGUGCUCUCUAUAUGUUCUACAGCACCAGCCUGGACUGAAUACAUCUCCAUUAAUCCCCACUUGUGGCCGCUGUGUAGUUGUUGCCAUAGCACGAAAUUGUGGUUCAUCUACAACCAGCAAUGUUUUCUGCAGGAAGAUCAAUAGCAGUGAAAGUGGUGAAGGAGAACCCUUCCAGCUACAAAAGUUAAAGAACAGAUCUUUCUGGACAAAUGAAGAGGUAACAAAGAAAGGACUCAAAGUUGGAUGUUGUCUGGAAUAUCAAGUUGAAUCAAGCUGUCAAAGCCACCGAGGAAGAUCCAGCAAGCUGUUUAUUUUUUGCGGGAAUGUCAGUUGUAAACCACAGGUAAGCUUUCAACAGUGCAGUUGUCAGCUGAUUUUUGAGAAACUUAUAUUGUCUAAGUGUCUUGGGAAAUUUAGACCCCCCCUCCCCCCUGCAAGACUUGUUUUUCAAUUGGCUUUUUCAGUUUUUUUUUUUUUUUUAACUUGACCCUAUCGCAUGUCAAUUCUUGUAAACAAACUGCAUUUAUCACGUAUUCCACACGCAGAGGGCAUUUUUUUUAUUGGCCCAACCCAAACUUGCAGUAAGUGUAAGUUAGAUCCGCUUUUUACUCCAGCUUAUGAUCCUCUUCCCAUCCCUUGGAGCAAGAGGUGACAGGAAGAAGAAAGCCCUGAGCUGGAAUGAGGGUGUAGAGGUGCCAACAAGAUUUCUAUUUCAUAUUCUGUGGUACUAAAAAGAUUGAUUUCUGUUUCCUGAACAGGAUGUGGAUAAAAUACUAAUGGACCUCCAAGAUGAUGGAAGUGUUUAUGGAGGAUUUAAAGAGGCACAUGAAUGUUUCAACCUAGAGGUAACUAAUUGUACGCUGUAGCUUAAGGGAUAUUUGCAAAUGAAACUGACCUAUUAUUUCUACUCUUUCUUGUGAGGAAUAUAACAGUUUAUUGUAAGUUACUUUCCAGCAUCAUCUCUAUUUUACAGACAUGUGUUGAUCUGGUGUUCAAUCUUGACCAGAGAAAGACAGAGUGAAAGGUUUUUCAGUCCUUGUGUUCAUUGUGGUUGGCAGAUUUUCUGUUGAGUGUUCUUUUUUUAGGCAGUAAGCAGUAACAUUUACCACCUACAGUACCUCUUAUUACCAUUUAAAAUUGCUUUGAAUUCUUGAAAAUUCAACAGGUAAAAGGAUCGCUUUACCAGUUUGAAAAUCUAUUUUACCUAUCAUGCUUAAAAUAAGAGAGAACACUGCUGUUUUUUACCAUUUGGUUUUUGGCUUUCAUCUGUAAUACUAAUGGACUUUCAGAUUUGGUAUUUCAUGUGGUUUUCCGUUUUUCCUAUUUGGGUUCCCGUUUCUCUUUCGAUCUGAGCAGCAAUUAUGUGCCUCCACUGAUCUCGAAUAGCGGCAAAACCUCUGUAUGCUGCACUUGUCACCACUGCAUCAGAUCAAUUAGGGUUUUCUUAACUGGGAUCUGAAAAUUUAUUGAUUUUGACAGUUUUACAUGCAGUUUUCAGUUUUGAUCAAUUUUUUUUGUGGUUUUGCAGUUUUGGAUGAUUUUUUUUCUACGGUUUUGCAGUUUCUAAUAGACCCCAAUAUCCCCCUCUGGAAGUGAAGUAUCUUGGUGCCUAAGACCUUGCUAAGUAAGGACUGAGCAUACUAUAGGUAUACCCCACCAGAUGCAGUCAGUAUAUCUUUAAUUGCACUUUUUUUCAAUCUGUUUUCCUUUCUCAUUGAAAGUUUCACAGAUUACAAGCCCAUUCAGCAUGUGCCAGAAUUUUCUUUAUUGGAAUAAGGGCUGGUACGAUCAAUAAUGAAAGAAUCACUCUGAAGACAAUAAAUGGAGAGUGGUCAGAAAUGCCUCUGAACUGUAGAGAAAGCCUGGUCUUAUCCAGAGAACCAGUUCAUUUGCAACUUAAGAGGCCAUGGGAUGUAGCUGAUGAUAUUGUAGGUGGUGUGGCAGUUGUUAAGUUUGAUGAAGCCAGGAAAGCUACUUGUGAGGGCCUGAUUUCAAGUAAGUGAUCAGAAUUAUGCAUAUGUUAUUAAGCUUACUGCAUGACACAAACAAUAGAGCCACUGACACACUUGGAAAUUUUAUUUGCCAGUAUUUGUCAUAUCAGAUAUCAGCAAUUUUAUCAAUCAUGGCAAUUGGCGAUAAUUGCAAUCCCAGCACUGGACACACCCAGUAAUUUUUCCCUGAUUGCUGCAACAGGCAUAUAAAAUUGCCAGGUGAUUAGCAGUAAAUAUUGUGUAUUGAGUUAAGUAAUACAUAUGCAAGCCAUAGAGAAGCAAACAACUUAUGGCCAACAAUAAGAUCAUCACACUAAUUUUUAUUUAUACACAACCGAAUAUGUUGUGAAAAUAAAACUUACUUCAGAAAUUGGGAAGAAAAUCUUGAACUGGAGUCUAAGUUAAUGAUUACCAGCACUGAAACCAAUUUCCAGAAUUUCAUUAAAUUAGGUUGUAAGAUGUAAAACCUGUACCUUUAAGUGUGAAGGUACCAGUAAUUAACCAAAUGAAGUUAAAGUAAUUGAAUGUUUAUAUUGAUUUUGAUUGAGAACCAAUGUCUAUUCCUGGUUCCUAUCAAAUGUUAUGUUACUAUCUACUGUUACUAUCCUGAAUAGAAAUUACUGGUAACACAUUUACCUUGGCCAAAUUAUGCUACAGUUACACCUUGCAAAUUCACAAGUCACAAUUUUAGUCUCUUUGUUGGCUUGAUGUUUGCUCUGUCAGUGUUUUUUUUGCAGUCUUUGCUUAUGUCUUUGGAUUUAGCAGUUUUGCCAUGUAUUAGGUAACUACCUCAUUAUUUGCAGAUUACAUUACAGUAAGCAGGGGUAUCAAAAUGUUUUGAAGUAGACAUCAGACAGCAAAAGUAGAUGACUGUGAAAAGUUCAUUGAGGGUUUAAAGGAAAUUGUUUUGACCAGAGUAACCAGCAAUGUGUUAUAAAGUAGCUGGUGGAACUCUGGCAGUGAUAAGCCUGUUUUAAAAUCCUUGAGUAAGCCUGAACUGAAAAUUUUGAGGAAACUAGCUUCUUAAUCUACCCUGCAGUUACCAUUUUGUAUUUUUAUACUGUUUUCAGGGUAUAAACCCUUAGUCAUAUCAAGGGAUGAAGAACCAGUUGAGAUGCGGAAUGAAUUUGGUGAGGUGAUUCCAGUUCCAGGGCAUUGGCGUGUCUUGUUUGACACUGGCAAUGAAGUAGCCACUGGCAUAUCCAGAGAGCUUCUAUUGAAGUUGAACCUGCAACCUGAUCCCAACAAGAAAAGGAAAGCUAAAUUAGCAGGAAGAAGGUCUGGCCAGUUUGAAACCAUACAAAUUGUGCUCGCAAUUCGAGGAUACCAGUUUAGUGUUUGUGCAUUGGUUGAUGCCCCGGCCAAGGGCACUGAUCUGCUUGUGGGAAUGGAUGUCAUUCAGCAGCUGUUUGACCUAGGGUAUACUAUUGGUGACUAACUUAUGGUAUAUUUUAAGAAUUUCUACAAUGAUGAAUGCCAUUUGCGGCAAACUCUCAAUCUGUAGGAAGGUUAUUAAAUGUACAAUGUAUGCACAUGUGUACAAGAUCAUUUUGCUGAACAUGGGUUUUUUAUUUUUUUAUUUUUUUUAUUUUUUUUUCAUUAAAGUCUACUUUUGUCUUUGUGACUAUUUGAUAGAAUUCUGAAGCUGGUCAUAAUGUUAGAGAGCAUGAAACACAUUGCAUUGUGCAGGCUUACCAAUAAGUAAAGCUUCCAGAAGUUUGCUCCUUGUUUUUCUCCUGGACAGUCAGAAUGCAAUAAAGAGCUCACAUCUAUAAUUACUUUUAGUAUUUGUAUAUGUUUUUUUAGAUAUCUUUAGGGAGCAUAAAUAACUUAGGUAGUUCUCCAAGUUCUUGGUGAUUGAUUAUUUAGGAGGGCCACAAGUUGAUCUGUUUUUAUGCUGUUUUGGGGCUUAUUUAUGAUUUUAACUUUUAUUAUUUAUUUAUAACUUCUCUAUUUAACAACUAUUUGCUGUAUUUGAAAUGAAUUUAAUACUAUUGAAUACCAGUAAUCCCAAAGACAAAGUUGAGGGGAUAAUUCAAUAUUUUCACUGAGCCUGAGAUAUAUAGUUGUUUUAGUGUAUUAAUUGCUUGGGUGUGGUAGAAUUCUGUGGUAAAUAUUUGUUUGAAGUUGAAACCAUUCUCUUCCAGUUGUUUUAAUUACUCACAUCGAGAUAAAGGGCCAGUUUCCACUACAAUUUGAUGGGUUCAUGUAAUUCAAUCAACAAAAACUUCGUAUCUCUUUUUUUAAAGUGUUCCUCUAAACUUGAUGGUACGUUUUUGCUCUUAGGAAUUGAAUUUUUUCUAAUGCAUUCAUCACUUACUCGGUAACAAUGUCAAAAUACAAGGCAACUAUUUUGAAAUGUAGCACUCCUGUGAAAAGCCUCCUGUGCAAGGUUCAUAUGGCAAGAUAUGAUGCAAUCCUUAACAAUCACAGCGCAGGCAACUCUAUAAUCACCAGCAAUUAUACCAAUGUAAUAUACGACAUACAGUCGUACAAUUAGCAAACGUCAUCUACAAUACGUCAUACUGAACAGUAGUGAUUUUUAUCUAGAGGUUAUUUAUUGUACAAUGUUAACCAUCAUAAUGAUGUAAAACAUUUUGUACAUUGGGGAAAUGGAAUCAAAUUCCAAGAAUUAUAAAUAAAGUAUGUUCUAAUGAUAGUUAUAGUUUUAAAAUAAAGCUUUUAAAGCUCUUUUGUUGAGGGUUUGAAUCAAACAGGCAUAA